Messenger RNA from Lolium perenne, 672 nucleotides. RefSeq names its product gibberellin-regulated protein 5. NCBI's taxonomy places the organism in Eukaryota, Viridiplantae, Streptophyta, Magnoliopsida, Poales, Poaceae. The record is from RefSeq and is a predicted model, not a curated record.
CUCUUUAGCUCACUGGCUCGCUGCCGGCCCAGUCGCGCGCUCUUCCUCCUCUGCCCUGCUCUGCCCUACAUAUAACGCAGCCGAUCCAGCCAACAGAUCUCAAGUCCACAAUUCACUCACCUGCAACCUACCCAAGCACAGAGAGAUCGAAGAGAAGAAGCAAGCGACAGCAGCACCCAUGGCCAGGAUCUCCUUCCUCCUCCUGGCGCUCCUCCUCCUCGCCGUCGCCUUCCCUGCGGAGGUGAUGGGAGGAGGAGGAGGACGCGGCGGCGGCGGCAACCUCAAGCCAUGGCAGUGCUCCUCCAAGUGCUCGUCGAGGUGCUCGGGGACGCAGUACAAGAAGGCGUGCCUCACCUACUGCAACAAGUGCUGCGCGGUGUGCCUCUGCGUGCCGCCGGGACUCUACGGCAACAAGGCCGCCUGCCCCUGCUACAACAACUGGAAGACCAAGGAGGGAGGACCCAAGUGCCCCUAGCUACAUUGUUUUCCCUGGCUAGCUGGGUAGGAUCGAGCCUGUGCUCGACGCAUCACCACUAAGCUACUCUCUGUCAUUCUGCUCCUGGGUUCGAUUCCAUGUUUGUUGGCUAGAUCUGGGUAUGCUAAUUAAGCUGCGUGCGUGUUUCGGCGUAUACGGUGAUUCAGAAUUUGCACUUGAAAUUCGUUUGAGAUUCA